Messenger RNA from Papaver somniferum (opium poppy), 639 nucleotides. Its product is annotated as protein FAR1-RELATED SEQUENCE 5-like. The coding region runs from base 1 to 639 and encodes 212 amino acids. The record is from RefSeq and is a predicted model, not a curated record. The transcript has a single exon. Lineage: Eukaryota; Viridiplantae; Streptophyta; Magnoliopsida; Ranunculales; Papaveraceae.
AUGCAUACAAUUGCUGAAAAUGAUGAUGUUGAAUGUGAUGGUAUGCCAUAUUGUAAUGAAAUGCCAUUAGAAAAUGGCAAACCAUACGUUGGUUUGGCGUUUUCUUAUAUUGAAGACGCUGAUUUGUUCUACAAAGAAUGUGGGAGAAGUAAAAAAAUUUCGACACGUAAGAGAUCAUCUUAUGCAACUGCACAAAAAGGAGGUAUAAGUAGAGUAAUAUUUGUUUGCAGUUGUGAAGGAAUCUGCGACAGAGAUUCAAACUAUGAUGAUUUUGAUGGUGAAGUCGAGCCCGAGGCUGAGAAGAGAAGAAAACAGAAUACUUCCACCAUGAGAACAAAUUGUAAGGCUAUGAUGCAUAUAGUUUUGGACACAAAACGAAAGACGUGGUAUGUUAAUACAUUUGUACAUGAGCAUAAUCACGAAAUGGUUUCUCCUAAAAAGCGAGCCCUCAUGAGGUCAAACAAGUAUAUGCCACUUGAAGCUAAAAGCAUGGCGGAGGCAUUUAACAAAAAUAAACUCCCAGUUGGUAAGGUUGUGUUGUUGUUUGGGCAAAUUGAAAAUGCUACAUUCACUCCUAGGGAUGUAUAUAAUCAUCUGAGGACGGUUAGAAAAUCUUUAUUAGAUGUUGGAGAUGCAUAA